This is a messenger RNA of Ruditapes philippinarum (Manila clam), 1929 nucleotides long. RefSeq lists its product as uncharacterized. Gene Ontology annotation, cellular component: nucleus. The transcript is spliced from 7 exons. The record is from RefSeq and is a predicted model, not a curated record. The coding region runs from base 112 to 1263 and encodes 383 amino acids. Gene Ontology annotation, biological process: RNA splicing. Lineage: Eukaryota; Metazoa; Mollusca; Bivalvia; Venerida; Veneridae.
CUCAAAUUUUAUACAUUUUACUAUUUAUAUUUAUACACAUAGAAUAAGAAUGUUUGACAGUGGAUAAACAUAUCAAAUAUUUAGUUAAGUUUCCAUACUGUUAGAGGGAAGAUGUCAUUCAAGAGAGAUGGAAAUGAUAAGGGUGCCUUAGACAAUCAAAGGAAGAGGCGAGUGGCAGAUUUAUUGUUUGAGGACAUACAGGAAGAGGAAGUGACUAGACUGAGCAAUGGAAAGUAUAAGUGCAAGAUGUGUUCCAGUCAGCCUAUAUUUGACACUCUCAACAUGUUUUAUGUACAUAAACAAGGCAAGAAACACUUGUACAGUAUAGAAUAUGCAGCACAGCAAAAACAAGAGCUAGAUGAUUUGAUUGAGAAAAGAAAACAUGAACAAAUGGUGAGAGAUGGGAACGCAGUCACAAAACAAGUAGUUGAAGAAACUGAAAUUCAUCAGGAAUAUAAAAAUCCUAUUCUUGGAAUAAAGAAACCUAGGAAACUAUAUGAAAGAAAGGCUGUCCUGGAUCUAAACAUAUCAAAUAUGAACAAGUCGAAUACAACUACAACAAUAGCACCUAUUCCAACAGUAGCAACAUGUGCAAAUCAGUUACCUGGAAACAGGUUUAAUAACACUUUUUCAUCAAAACAACAUAAAUAUUGCCCAGAAACUGUUCAAGUGUGUACAAGUGCCUCUUCCAGUACUACAAAUAAUUCUAGGUAUUCAGGAUCUCCGGAUAUUGCAGCUGACAGGAAGUUUAGGUCUUCAUUUCAACAUAAACAGCAGUCAUCAGUAAAACAUGGGGAGAAAAACACUAUUGUCAAUGCUAUGAACGUUGGUAAAUUUGUCAGAAAUUCAAAUGCUGAGCAGAAUAAUAAAUAUUAUCUCUCUAGAAAGAAAGACAAAGAAGAGACAAGAAGUCUGAUUAAAAAAAUAGACGACAACUCUUCAAGCCAGACAUUAGUAUCACCUGCUCAAACAUGGGAGUUCUAUAAAGAUUUUAAAGGAAAAGUGCCUUUUAAGAUGAAGUCCAAAGAGGAACCAGUGAAUAAAUCAUCUGAGGGUACUGAGGAACUUCAAAAAAUACAGAAUGGGGGCAAUACUGAAAUAAAAACAGUUCAAACAGCAAGUGGUACAAGCUUAGGAAAGGAACAUGCUGAGAAGUACCUACAUGCUCUUGGGUCUGGCUGGAAAAAAGAUUGGACAGGAACUUGGAUUAAGGAUGAAAAUGCUGAAUUUGAUUCUGAUGAUGAACCUCCAGAUAUACAAUAAAAUCUUUUGAUUGUAAAUAAUUCCUUCAUAGAUACAUUUUAAUAUAGACAACCUCCAAUUAACAUAUGCUAGACACAGCCUCCAUUUAAUAUUUGAUAUAAUGAAACAGACAUAGCUCUCAUUCCACAUGUUAUAUAAUGUAACUUCUUGCAUAUUAGACAGGAUUAUCCCCCCCCCCUCCCCCAGUGCCUCAUUACUGCUGUAACCCUGAGAGCUAGAUAUUCUGGUCAUAGCCUCUAUUUAAUAUGUUAAAAGGCAAAUAAUGUUACAAACAAAGCCACCAUUAUGGUGUAACAAGCACAUUCAGUCUUUAUUUAUUUGAUUUGAUUCAGCAUGUCCUACAAUGUUACAAACACAGCCUCCUUAUAAUUUACACAGUGUUACACAUAGACACACUGUCUCCAUUUAAUUUAUCCAAUGUAAAUAACUCUAGUUUCUAUUCAACAUACAUAAUGUUACAGAAAUUCCGAGUUUUACGCUGAAAACAUUUUUUACUUGACGAUGACAUUUAAGUUCAAUUAAGACAAUGGUUGUUAAAUAUCUAAUAUGAAAAUUCAUGCCAUAAAUGACACUUGUUGUUUGCUAGCAACAAUGUAAUUGUGAAAUUUUUAUAUCAAUCUUAUUUACCUGUUAUGUUAUUAAAAAGGAAUAAAAGGAAAAUGUGUG